Messenger RNA from Erigeron canadensis, 729 nucleotides. RefSeq names its product transmembrane protein 50 homolog. The record is from RefSeq and is a predicted model, not a curated record. The transcript has 4 exons. Gene Ontology annotation, biological process: late endosome to vacuole transport via multivesicular body sorting pathway; protein targeting to vacuole. Bases 177 to 584 code for a protein of 135 amino acids. Lineage: Eukaryota; Viridiplantae; Streptophyta; Magnoliopsida; Asterales; Asteraceae.
GCCCGGCCAUUACAUUACAGAUCAACAAACAACAGACGCACACUUCACAAAUAAUUGAUCCUAAAUAAAUACUCAAUAAACCCCGGAUCAAUUUCUCGUGAAACCAACCCUAUACAUAUAUUUAGAUAUAUACUAGAUAGAUAGAUACAGAUAUAGAAUAGAAUCCAUCUCCCAAAAUGGAUUUGUCAGAAUUGAUGGCUAUAUUCGGACCAGGUGUCGCCGGAGCUGUAUUCGGAGCAGGCUGGUGGUUUUGGGUUGACGCCGUCGUUUGCAGCUCCGUUAAAGUCUCCUUUCUUCAUUACCUUCCAGGAAUAUUUGCAUCCUUAGCUGCUUUGAUGUUUAAUUGUGUUCGAAGAGAAGAUAUCGAUUACUCUCCCUACGAAGAAGGUGAAUGGAGGUUGAAGCUUUGGCUUUUCCUGGCUUAUGUUGUGUCCUUUGUCUCGUUGGCAGCAUCAGUAGGGUUGUUGAUACAAGAUGCACUCGUGCCUGAAGGCCCGUCAGCUUGGACAGGAACGGCUGGUGUUUUGCAGUGUGUGCUUGUGUUGAUUAGCGGGCUUGUAUAUUGGACAUCUCAUUCAGAGUAAGGGGAGUGAAUUCCAAAGUGUCAUUUGUGAGUUUGGAUUAUCGUCUUUGUUAAGUCACUCUUGUACAUGUCUAUCUUCAUGAUCCAAGUAAACUGUAUGGGAUUGUAAAACACAGGUUCUAAAGUUUAAAAGUGAUUGACCAAAA